UUCAAGUUUCAUCAUCCUGCCCACGGGCGUGCUGUUCCUUCCCUGAUCGACCAUCGCCCGAAGACCGCAACGAACCGUCCGUUCCAUUGACAAGACCCCGAUCCUGAUCCUGCUCCUGCUCCGACGCCGCGGGACCGUCCGUGAUGCCUCCUCCUCCUCCGCCGCCGCCUCCGCCUCCGGGGUUUGGCGGGCCCCCGCCCCCUCCACCGCCUCCCGCUCCCGCACCAGCAGCUGCUAUGCCUGGUAGAGGGGCGCUGCUCGCAGACAUCCAGAAAGGAAAGGCACUGAAGAAGACUGUUACGAACGAUCGCUCCGCUCCGCAAAUAGGCAAGGUGUCGUCUGUCGGUGGGCCGGCUCCGUCCGGGCUCGGCGCUCCUCCCAUCCCCGGCCUGCCCAAGGCGCCCGGAGGCCUCGCCCCGCCUGUCCCCGGACUCCGGGCGAGAAGCAACAGCGAUCAAGGCAACAGAGCACAGCCAGCAGCAUCAGGCACAGAAGGCCCACCGCAACUAGCCGGGUUGUUUGCCGGCGGCAUGCCGAAGUUGCGGAAGACGGGCGGUGGGGUUGAUACUGGGGGUAAGAAGCAGCUGUGGCGUCUGGCAUGCCGAGAUAUCUGACUCUCUCUCUC
Molecule: messenger RNA, 625 nt
Organism: Thermothielavioides terrestris NRRL 8126
Lineage: Eukaryota; Fungi; Ascomycota; Sordariomycetes; Sordariales; Chaetomiaceae
Exons: 2
Coding region: 144-614 (156 amino acids)
Molecular function (GO): actin binding
Source: RefSeq, a predicted model, not a curated record